Suillus subaureus is the source of this 911-nucleotide messenger RNA. RefSeq lists its product as uncharacterized. The transcript has 3 exons. Bases 257 to 784 code for a protein of 175 amino acids. The record is from RefSeq and is a predicted model, not a curated record. Lineage: Eukaryota; Fungi; Basidiomycota; Agaricomycetes; Boletales; Suillaceae.
GGCCACCACUACCUCCUCCAUGCUAUAAGAUCACUACCAGCACCGGUAUUGCACUGAUAAGUGCCCCGAAUCACCGCGGGAAGUGUGAACGUUCAAGUCUUGUUCUUCAGAUCUUCUAGCCGUUCAUUUGCUUUGCCAUUUCGUAUUCAUACGGUUUGACAAUACCACGUCGCCUGCUUCCUAUACAAAGCACUGAGACUCCCCACUCUACGCGUUGCAUUAUUUAAGUACACCGCAGGAGCGGGCACGAUCAAAGAUGGCCAAAUCAACGAAAACACCCAAAGGUCAACCGACGCGCAAGCACAAGAAACGGCGUCUCUCCUACAAGGAUCACUUUGCCCGUCUCAUGAAGGAGGUAGUGGAAGUUGUCCCCGAAGAAGUUGCUUCUACCUCGUCCUCGCCUGCCGCAUCUACUUCGACCACUCAAACUGCUCCCGCCCCCAACUACUCUAAUAUCCUCCUCAUUGAGAAAUUCCAGGAUGCUCUCGACACUCGGACAGCUGUAUGCCGCCGCCUCGAGAUCCUUGUGCGGAGCUCAACUUUAUAUACGCCAUCAGCACAAGCUCGCUUGAUCAAGUGCUUACGGGAUGACUACAUCCGGGGGGACAGAACGAGGAAGGUCAUUGACAAUCUGCGACAUUCUGAUUUCAUCAGUGCUACAAGCAUGGCAAGUCAGGAUGCAGAUUUUAUUACGAAAGAGGUUACGGAGAGCACGAGACUUUUUUUUGAGGGAAGUAAGGAAUUGCAAGAAAUAGGAGAUCAAAUUGCAGCACAGUUCUCAUAGUAUUAGUAGGUUUCCGUCUCAGGCACUAUUAAUGGGUCUGGGCGCUAACAUUCCCUGCAGGUCACGCGUUCGGCAUGUCUAUGUCUCGUGCUCGUCACUUUCUUGCACUGAAGUAUUGUAGCAUUUA